Aureobasidium vineae is the source of this 285-nucleotide messenger RNA. Lineage: Eukaryota; Fungi; Ascomycota; Dothideomycetes; Dothideales; Saccotheciaceae. The record is from the annotation of a GenBank genome assembly.
AUGUGGAUCUAUCCUCCGAUCCCUUCGGUCGACCUCUUAGGCACAGAGGACAAGCUUACAGACUACCUCUUCCACCCUAGUCGUGCAUACCACGGCUUCUGUGGUGUCUGUGGGAUUGAUGUGGUCAAUAGAGUCGACUUGCAUCACACAUUCAAAGCUCCGGUCAGGCCGAUCAACAUAAGGACAAUGGAUAACAUUGUGCUGGAGGAUCUCAAAAUUGAGAAGGUGGAUGGAUGGUCUAGGGAAACCGGUCCUUACAAGCCUUACAAGCCUUACGAUGUCUGA